CAUUAUCAACAUGACCGUGAGAGAUGAGUAGGGAUUCUUUACGGUCGGCUACCUAAAACUGGUGGACGAUCAUCUCACGACAGAGGCAAUAGCACAGCUUUAACAUGCAGAGAUGUAGCCUACAACAACAUCAUUAGAGUCAUAUUACAUAGCCAUAAAACAUGAUAUGAAAUACAUUGCAAUAUUCUGAUUAUUUGUCAAAGAAACAGAAGACAGAGCGCGACAAACGGACCUGCAAAAGAAUGUAGCUGGGAAUCUCCGGGACUGGCACGAGGCAAUGACUGUCACUGAACUGUUCUCCAUCACCAUCAGGGAGCCAGGUGGCAGCAUGAGAACACAUCACGGCUGAGAGGUCACCAACAUGGAGACUGACAGCUACACCCCGACCCCGGUCCCCAGCAACUGGGCUGGGAUGGUGGUGAGUGUCGGGGCCCUGGAGGCGGUCUCAGGGGGGAGUGUCUCCUCCAGCACAGCCUGGUACAUGCCCUACUCCCUGGGCUUCCAGGUGUCCCUGACUGCCUUCCUUAUGCUGGAGCUGGUGCUGGGCUUCAGCAGCAACAUGACGGUGCUGGUGCUCUACUGCUCUCAGUCCAACCUGGUCGACUCCGUCAGCAACAUGGUCACGGUCAACCUGCAUGUGCUGGAUGUGGUGUUGUGCGUGCUGUGUCUGCCUCUGACCCUGGUAGUGGUGCUGAUACCUCCAGGGCCAAACCUGGCCCUGCUCUGCUGCUUCCACGAGGCCUGUGUCACCUUUGCCUCCAUCUCUACUGCCAUUAAUGUGCUGGUCAUUAGUGUGGACCGCUACGACAUCUCCGUCCGACCCGCCAACCGUUUGCUCACCCCGCGGAGGGCAGGGCUGUUGCUGACUGCUGUCUGGGCCACGUCUCUGGCCGUCUUCUUCAUCCCUUUCCUGGAGGUGGAGUUUCUCACAGGAGGGUCGGAGAAUGAGAAGCACAUCCCCGCCUCAUCCUCCUCCGCCGCCACCACCUUGGCGCCAGUGUGGAGUAACCGGACGCUGCUGUGUGUGGGCGGCCAGGGCUACCACACAGGCUUGGCCAUGUACUACCACCUCCUGCUGCAGGUGCCCAUCUUCUUUACCACGGUGGCAGUCAUGCUGUUCACAUACUCACGGAUCCUGCGGGCCUUGAACAUUCGCAUCGGCUCCCAUAUUAAGAACAGCCAGCGCUUCAGGCGCCCACACUGUAGGGGGGGCCGUAAGAGACAGAAGGCAGGGCUGGGAGUGAUAGAGGGAGGAGAGCAGUGUACAGACACAAGCAAGCCGCUCUCUCACCCUCCCUGCAUCCCCCCCAUCUCCACAGCCACCUCCCCCCCAGCCCUGUCCUCAGACCCUCUGGUCAGCUUAGAAGGUCCUGCCGCUGCUGCCCCUGUCCCCGGUCCCACUGUCCAGGCAUCUGUGUCGGCCAUCAUCGCACUGCGGCGGGCUGUGAGGCGUCACCGGGACCGACGGGAGCGCCAGCGGCGCGUCUUCAGGAUGUCCCUCCUCAUCAUCUCCACCUUCCUGGGCUGCUGGGCUCCUCUGUCCAUGGCCAAUUUGCUGAUCCUGGGCCUGGGCCCCAGCGACACCCUGGUCAGCAUGCGCCUGUGGUUUCUGGCCCUGGCCUACGGCACCACAGUCUCCCACCCAUUGCUCUAUGCCUUCACGAGGCAGAAGCUGCGGCGUGCCCUCAGGGCCAAGGUAAAGAAGCGGGUGGUGUCCCUGCUGCAGUUGGACCCCUCGCCAGGAGGGACAGUCAUACACAACUCCUGGGUGAAGCCAAGGAAGGGAUGUCAGAUACGGCUGGAGGGCAGCGACGCCACUGGCCGUUGCCUGGCAGAGCCCCUGUGAGAACAGCACAGACUGAGUGUGUGUAUAACACUACUGACAGACCUGCUCGUUAUACAGGUCUGUGUGAAGGUAAUUGACUCUUCACUAAGCCCCGCCCUCUUAGUUAUUGUUCCUGCUCGUCAAGAUUUUCCCAGGAAGCCAAAUUCCUCAUUCCAAACCACUGGAGAAAACCCAUCACAAUGAUCUCAAACUGUGUUUUUUAUACACAAUUAAAUGAAACAGGCUACCCCUUGCUGAUUAGGAGACUCUCGGGUACAUUGUGGUGGACUCAUCACAAUCGCUUUACAGGAACCUGAUAAAAAUUAAGCUUUUAGUCUGGCUAGCCACUGCCAUGACUCAGCAUGCAGUCAGCUACCACUUUUGGACAGUAGUGUACCCAAUUGUCGUACAUGAGUAAAAGUAAAGAUACCUUCAUAGAAAAUUACUCAAGUAAAAGUCACCCAGUAAAAUACUACUUGAGUAGAAGUGUAAAAGUAUGUGGUCUUAAAUAUACUUGAGUAUCAAAAGUAAAAGUAUAAAUAAUUUCAUAUUCCUUUUUAUUAAGUAAACCAGGCAGCACAAUUGUCUUGUUUUUUAUUUAUUUACAGAUAACUGGGGCACACUCCAACACUUAAAUACAUAAUUUACAAACUAAGCAUUUGUGUUUAGUGAGUCCGCCAGAUCAGAGGCAAUAUGGGAUGUUCUUUUGAUAAGUGUGUGAAUUGGACCAUUUUCCUGUCCUGCUAAGCAUUUGAAAUAUAAUGAGUACGUUUUGGUGUCAGGGAAAAUGUAUGCAGUAAAAAGUACAUCAUUUUCUUUAUGAAUGUAAUGUAGUAAAAGUCAAAGUUGUCAAACUAUAAAUAGCAAAGUACAGAUACCCCCCAAAAAACUGCUUAAGUAGUAUUUUAAAAUAUUUUUACUUAAGGACUUUACAACAAUGCUUUUGGAGCUAACUAGUUCUCCCGAUCGUAUCCUGAUGUCGACAGCAGAUGAGAGUUGUACUCAUAAUAGGCCUAUAGAUAAUUUAUCUAGCUGACAUGCAUUUGGAGAAAACAAGUUAUAUUAACUGGCUAGCUAGCUAGUGUUAGCAACGUUUUUUAAUGGUGGCCAAUGAGACAGAGCUAGCUAGUAAACAAUACAGCAAAAGUAUAAUUUUGGAUUUGAAAAAUACUCCCAACAGGCUCUGCCUUUCAGGAAUCACAGUAGCAAGUACCCCUAGUGCACUGUUCAAUUAUUUAGCCAUUUAAACAAUUAAUUUUGUGAGCAAAUCUCUGAUUUUUCCACUGCCCUCAUUGGCUUCCAUGCGUUUGAAAUGAAAACUUGUCUGUGGAUGUUGGACACACGCUUGGUUGGAGACCAAUGGUGCAUUCAUGACAAGUCAAACUCGAAACCCCCAAGUUAAAAUGAACAACCCUAACUUCUGAUUAGGGUUGCAAAGGGAGGGUAUAUUACUGGAAGCUAAGUUUACCAGUAAACUACCAGAAUUUUGAUAUCUUUCAAGUAUUUUAUGUAAUCUAUCACAAGACAUCUAGUGGCCCUUUUGGGUACUUCAGAUUUGUAAAGGUGUCUAUAAUUAUGUCUGGCCCUCUGUGUGGCCUUAUCACAUGAGGACCAUGAAAUAAGAUGAUUUAAAUAAAACAAUUACUGACACAGCUGUUAAUCAUUAUCCUUAAUAUAAACCAUCAACUUAGUGAAUACCAUUGGUGUUUAAUAUGAGAGUUUCAGUAUGAAAUGUACACUUAUUUUACUAUGAAAGUAUGUAUUUGUUUUCAAUGUUUUUGGAUCAAAUUGGUGGCAGAUGUGAAAAAGGUAAAGAAGAGUUUCAGAGUUAAUUCAAAAUAAUGCCAUUGUUGAUUUGAUGCUUUUUUAAAUGAAUUAGGCUAUUUUGUCUUGACAUUUCUUUAAUUAUGAAAUGUAUUCAUGUAUAUUAUUAUUUUUGUAUGUAUCUGUGUCCAUAUUGUCCAUGAGUUUCUACUAGAUAGACUAUCUACUGGAAACUCAUGAACAAUAUGGACACAAAUAUGAAAAAGGAACGCUAUAUAUAUCAAUAAAAAAAUUGUUCAAGAAUACAUUACCGAAGUUACAAUAGAUUGCCAUAGAUUUUCUGUUAAUUACUGAAGAUUCCAGUACUUUGGUAAUCUACGAGUAGCUUUGCAACCCUAAUUCUGUUACUUUCCAAGUGGGAAACUCGGUCCUCAUCUUUCUAUAAUAAGUUUCCAUGUCGUAAAUUUCAGACUUCCCGAGUUCCAAGUAGUCUUAAAUGCACCAUAAGGCCCCUAGGUUCCGGUCUAUUCCCAGAGAACUUUAUUUUUAUAUAUUAAAUACUGUACAUGUAGACUGCUUAGUUAUUGCAGUUGAACUGAAGUCUGGCCAAGACAAUUCCCAUGGACGGCCCCAUAGAGAAGUCAAAUUUGAAAAUUCCUUUAGUCAUCACCUUUGUACAAAAAAACAUCCAUUGAAUUAUUAUUAUUAUUGUCACUGAGGUCGAUUUAUUUUUCUAUCACUCACAUGCGAAGAUAUUAACAUUUUGCUUUCAUUCUCUGACAUCAAGAACCAGCUGUCCAGGGGGAAGAGCCUGUUGGUUUGUUUACCUGAUACCGCCAAAUAUUUUUAUAACUAACCCAAGAUAGACCACAACCUGUCGUUUACAAUGGGAACAAAUGAAUCGUAGUGGGCAGAACAAGCAAGGAGUUGGGCAGAUCCUAUUGGCGCGUUCUAGCAAACCUUUGCAUAUUUCAGUUAUUGAACAACUACUCUGAAGUGUGCAUGUGCAAUAAUUAGUUUUUACGUUCUUCCAAACAAUGCGAUGUUUUACCACUCUGGCAAAGGGUAAAGUCUACAACACUUUGUCCGCUCUGUUGAUAACAGAUUUUACUUUUGGGAAUUGUAGUGAGAUCAAAUAUUUAAUUGAUGAGAACAUUUCAGACAAAAUUAUUCUCGUUCCCUCUUCUCCCACUGCCGGCCACUGGGCUUCCAAUAUCACGAUUUGGUAGUGAGUGGAAACGCUAAGCGGAUGCUUCACAUUUAUACAUUCGGUGAAGUAUCUGUCUCAUUGUUCUGUGAUACUGCUGUUUGUCCAGUGCGCACUAAGUGGUAGUGCGCAGGCAUAGUCAUUCUGCUAAAUGCCGAUGUAGAAAGAUGGCAACAGCCACAAAACUGCGAUUGUAAAGAUUAUGUUGAAAACCACGGUCGUCCAAUUUGGACGCUGUUUCCAUUCCAUAUAUACCAGAAAUACUUUAAGAAAUGAGAUGGGAACCUCAAUGGCCAAUGAAUGGAGGAACGUAAAGGCCCCGCUCAGCAGACUUUUGAUCAAUUGAGUUCACGUUGUCAGGCCACGCAAUCCCUUCUAAAGGUAAUGAUAUGAGUCGAGAAACCUUCCCAUUUUCCUGAAAAGUACCAAAUGUCCCGAUUUGAAAGCUAUAUGGUUAUUAUCUCCCAUCUUGGAAAAUAUGUAUAAAUGUUGUGUUUUUAUUAGCUUGCACCCAAUUGACUCCCAUCCACUCCAUGUCCCACUCAAUGUCCCACUCCCAACAUCGCUCAGAAUGCACCGCGCGGCCCCUUGACAACGUACGGGCAAUGUACACAAUAGGUGUUAAUAUACGAAUUGAAUGGAUUUUUCCAUCUCAUUUCUUAAAGUAUUUCUCAGGUAUACCUCAACGUUAGAGACCGUUCCUAUUCAACGGAGCACUGCAAUUGUUGCCAAAAAAUCUGGGGCGAGGCUAAGGGAAUGUCAGUAAUACACUGUAGCAUCCACCUCGGGGACAUAGUACAAUAUAACCACCAGCAAACCAGUGCUGGAUUUCAGAAACACAACUUGCAGCACUAUAGUCCAACCAUGUUGUUGCAUCUCUGUGUCCUUAGCCACCUUACUCUGCCUCCAAUACUAAUAAAUUAUUUGUUAGAACAAACAAAGCAUAAAAGACAAGAUAAUAACAGGUCAAACAUUGGUCAUCUUUAAUAUACUAAAGUGUCUGUUUACAAAUGGAAACAUAUAUGGUAUAACAUUGAGUACACUCCCUCGAUGCUUAUGUAACUUCUGUACAGUAUGAGUCUAUUUAGCCAGCAGAGGAUCAGAAUGCCACCCACUCAAGCAUUCGAAGGCAGCUUCCAACACAAAAACAUUGACACUCAUAGAUACACAAAUACAGAUCCUUUGGAUCUGCUAAAUGUUACCGAUGCCUUAAUUCUAUUAAGAAUGAUUCAUUGAUUCUGAAUGAGAAUAUUAGUACAUGUGUAUAUCCUUCCUGAUAUAAGUCUUAACUAUACUCUUAGAAAAAAGGUUUCAAAAGGGUUCUUCGGUUGUCACUAUAGGAUACCCCUUUUGGGUUCCAGGAAUAACUUUUUGGGGUUCCAUGUAUACCUAUUUUGGGUUCCAUGUAGAACCCUCUGAGUAAAAGAGUUUAAGGGUUCUCCUAUGGGGACAGCCGAAGAAGAACUUCUCGGUUCUUGAUAGCACAUUUUUUUUUUCUCUAAGAUUGUAUAUUGUGAACACUAUCAACAAUUCAUAUGUAAAUAGAG
Messenger RNA from Oncorhynchus masou masou (cherry salmon), 6343 nucleotides. Its product is annotated as G-protein coupled receptor 22-like. The record is from RefSeq and is a predicted model, not a curated record. Gene Ontology annotation, biological process: cellular response to hormone stimulus; G protein-coupled receptor signaling pathway. The coding region runs from base 362 to 1846 and encodes 494 amino acids. Gene Ontology annotation, cellular component: plasma membrane. The transcript is spliced from 2 exons. NCBI's taxonomy places the organism in Eukaryota, Metazoa, Chordata, Actinopteri, Salmoniformes, Salmonidae. Gene Ontology annotation, molecular function: G protein-coupled receptor activity; peptide binding.